CAUGCUCAGCUCAGUGACGGAGCUCCACACCUACAUCGACAGAACACAGCUGACGGAGGAGUUGGGUGGGACCCAGGAGUACUGCCACGAGAAGUGGAUCUCGCACCGUACCGCCAUCGAAGGCUUUGCUCUGAUGGUGAAGAAGACGGCCCAGACGCUGCAGUCCUUCGGGACGGAGCUCGCUGAGACGGAGCUUCCCAAUGACGCCCUGGCCACCACCAGCCUAUUAGGGGCUCACACAGAGAAGAAGGACCAGAUGAAGGAGGAUCUCCGGAUAGCCCAGAACCAGGGGGGCAGGCUGCUGGAGAGCAUUAAGGAGCCGGUGCUGAAGAACCCAGAGUACAUAAUGAACCAGGACGAGCUGGAGAACCUGGCCACAGUGCAGCGGCUGAUGUCGCAGCUGGACGAGACGGAGGCCGCCUUUGACGAGUUCUGGCAGCGGCACCAGACCAAGCUGGAGCAAUGUCUGCAACUGCGCCACUUCGAGCACGGCUUCCGGGAGGUGCGGGCCCAGCUGGACACGGCUGCUGAGCGACUCGCGGGAUUCAGCGAUGUGGGGAUCAGCCCCGCCCAUGCAGAGCACAUCCUGCGGGAGCUGAACAAUCAUGAGGAGAAAGUCUCUGACAUCCUGAUCCGUGCCCAGGCCCUGGCCUGUGAGGGCGAUCGGCUCAUCGAGAGCUCCCACUACGCCGUGGACUCCAUCCUGCCAAAGUGUGGCGAUCUGCGCACUGUGACGGAGGCCCUGGUGACGGAGCUGAGGGCCCGCAAGGGCCACCUCCUCAAGGCCAUGGAGCUUCAUCAGACCUUGGAGAAGGCUGCUAAGUGGUGUGAUGAUGGGAUCUACCUGCUGGCGUCGCAGCCGGUCGACAAGUGCCAAUCACAGGACGGGGCGGAGUCUGCCCUGCAGGAGCUGGAGCGAUAUCUGGACACGCCCCCGCAGUACCGGCUCACGGACAUUGGCGCCAUCUGGAGGGAGUACGAGUCCGUGCUCACCGCCGAGUUCAGGGACCAUGUGGAGAAAGGCUUCAAGAAGCAGGCAUCCAUGCUGGAGAUGUUCGACAAGCGGAUGGUGAGCCUGAAGAAGCUGGCGGCCAAGCAGACUCGCCCCGUCCAGCCUGUGGCCCCGAGACCAGAGGCCUACAGCAAGUCGCCGCUGUCCUCCCCAGCUCACCGGGUCCCAGAAAAAGCCACCAGUGAGGAUGAUGCUCCGAACGGAGAGACCUGCAGGAGGGCGGAGGCUCAGAGGCAGAACAGCGCCACCAGGCACGCCUCACAGUCCGAGGAGGAGGAGAACCUGGCCGUCCUGAGACGGCACGUGAUGAACGAGCUCCUGGAAACAGAGAGAGCCUAUGUGGAGGAGCUCUUGUGUGUGCUGCAGGGCUAUGCUGCGGAGAUGGACAAUCCUGCCAUGCAGCCCCUCAUUCCCAGCGCCCUUCAGAACAAGAAAGACGUUCUAUUCGGGAACAUGCCUGAGAUCUACGAGUUCCAUAAGAGGAUAUUUCUCAGGGAGCUGGAAAUGUACACGGAGUCUCCUGAGUUGGUGGGACGCUGCUUCCUAGAGAGGAUGACAGACCUACAGAUUUAUGAGAAGUACUGUCAGAACAAACCUCGCUCCGAGAGUCUGUGGAGGCAGUGCUCAGACUGCGCCUUCUUCCAGGAGUGCCAGAAGAAUCUGGAACACAAGCUGGGACUGGACUCCUACCUGCUGAAACCCGUCCAGAGAAUAACGAAGUAUCAGCUUCUGCUGAAGGAGUUGCUGAAGUACAGUAAGGGUUGCGAGGGUGCUGACGACCUACAGGAGGCGCUCACGUCCAUCCUGGGCAUCCUGAAGGCCGUCAAUGACUCCAUGCACCUCAUCGCUAUCACCGGAUACGAGGGUAACCUUAGCGACUUGGGCAGACUACUGAUGCAGGGUUCCUUCAGCGUGUGGACAGAGCAUAAGAAGGGUCACGCCAAGGUGAAGGACCUGGCACGUUUCAAGCCGAUGCAGCGUCACCUGUUCCUGCACGAGAAGGCGCUGCUCUUCUGCAAGCGCCGGGAGGAGAACGGGGAGGGCUACGAGAAGGCACCCUCCUACAGCUUCAAGCACACGCUCAACAUGAAGGCCGUGGGCAUCACAGAAACCGUCAAGGGGGAUAGCAAAAAGUUUGAGGUGUGGUGCAACGCCAGAGAGGAGGUCUACAUCGUGCAGGCAUCUACCGCGGAGGUCAAGACGGCGUGGGUGAACGAGAUCCGCAAAGUCCUGACGGGACAGCUGAAGGCCUGCAGAGAAGCCAGCCAGCAGAGGGCGCCAGACCAAACAUUCCAGUUCCCUGUUUCAGAAUCAGCCCCUGUCAGCGUAAGUCCAUUGAAAACCAGUCAUAGGGGUAGUGUGAAGAAGGGGGAGGAGAAGAAAACGGAGCCCGCCAGCCCCGAGCCAAGCUCCUCAUCUUCACCCAAGUACAAUGACAAGAGCAAAGAUACAGGCCCACCCAUCUCCCUGAAUAGGGUGAAAUGGCUGAGUAGCUCCAGCCUGAUGCAGGCCAGGAGGAAAGGCUGGGCCAAGGCCUCUCUUUCUCUGGACAUCUCGGAGGAGAAUGACGGCUACUCCAGCACCGAGGACCCCCUGAACUCCGACCCUGAGGAGGAAGUGGGCAGAAAGCUGGCCCCAGGGAAGUACACAGUGGUGGCCGACUACGAGAAAGGGGGACAGCAGGACCUGACUGUCAAGAGCGGAGAUAUGGUUCAGCUGAUUAAGGAGGGCGAGGACGGCCAGUGGUUCGUGCGUAACCUCAAGACCAGUAAGGAGGGGUGGGUCACGCCCUCCAACCUGCUGUCUCUUAUUGGGGAGUCUAAGUCCUCCCAAUCCCUCAGCAGCUCAGAGGGCAGUGCUUCCGGUCAUCUGAGCACCUCGUCAAGCUGCAGCGAGACCUACGCCAGCUUCUCCGACAUCAAGGCCUGAAGCCGCACCCGGCACGGCACGGCACGCAGUCGCCCCUGAUGCUUCUCACUUCAUGUUUCCACCCAGUGAUUCCCAUCCCGGGCCUCGGGGACCCGCAGACAGUCCACGUUUUUGUUCCCUCCCAGGCAAAAAAUGUGGACAUGGGGCAUUUCUAGCUAUCAAAAAAAUCUGGGACUAAAUCAUAUUUACCUGGGGCUUGUCUUUGAAGAUUGGCAUCGGGACUAAAAUACUCGGGGCUAAAAUACUCGGGACUAAAAUACUCGGGGCUACAGCCCCAAAUGAUCAAGCCUAACAACGCCCAUGACUGUCUGUGGGUCCCGGAGGACUGGACUGCUCUAAACCCUUGUCUGUAUGUAUGCGUGUGUGUGUGUGUGUGUGUGUGUGUGUGUGUGUGUGUCUGUGUGUCUGUGUGCCUGCUGGAGCAGCACACCUGGGAUUGCCAAACUAUCUGAUGCCCUAUAAAAACCAAGGAAAUUGUGCUCAGCUACAUGUUUCUCUGAAAUGUGCUAUCUACAUAACAGGCGCCCCAGACUUUACUGACACUGUGGUCCAUUCCUGUAUGUCACAAGAAUGUCUUUUCAGUUAAAAACGUUCCAGGGCAUUUAUUGUACAAAUGGAAAACUUUCGAAAGAAUAUAAACUUGUAUCAAUGAAAUAGCUUUUUAUACUCGUGGUUACUGUGCCCAUGCACUGCAUAGCUGAACUGGGUGUUGUGAUCACUGCAGGUGGAUUUGUCAGGUUUGAUCAAACUCGCUCUGUCGCUGUGAACUAUACCUGUAAGGUGCUGAGUUCAUGCCGCAUGAGUUACUCAGAAGCACCGGUGAUAUUUAACGUAUUUCCUGGUAAAAGACUGGCGAGGGACUCAGAUUACUUAACAUUGAUGUUGUGUAGAUAUAUCAUUGGUACACAAUCACAUGCAAAUGUCACUGAAGUACUGUUUAAGGGUCAUUGUCUUCACACUGGAUGUCGUUUUUAAAACUUGUCGUUAAGCAUGGAGCGUUAUUUAAUAUCACAGAAAGGAUGGAUUUAUAAAAGCAUCCAAAGAAGUUGAGGUUAUAAGCCAUGGUAUAGUAACCCAUGGUACACUGUAAACGGUCUGUUUUUUUUUUAUACGUCUUAACUGUUUCCGUUUUGUUUGAAUGAAAUUGAUUACCGGUGAACAUUACACAUCACUUGUAAAACAAUCAGCCGUCCCGUAGUCCUGCUUAACGCUUCCCGGUUCAGUAUUAUGCCUGAUAAUAUUUGUUACAAAACCCUGGACAUUCCUCCAACCAGCAAUUGUCAUUGAGUCUACUGGAAUUUUUGUCAGAAAAUGUGAUGUAAAAUAACGUACUUUUAAUUUUUUUUCCAUUUGCACUCUAAGUCAAUAUGAUAUUGAUGUUAUUAUCACACUUUAUGCAGCACAUUGCCGCAGAUGUCUUUUUUCCUAUGGUAACUGGGUCAAUAAUAAAAUUAUGUAUAUAUGUAUGUAUAUAUGUAUGUAAGAAAGUCUACGCUGUACUGAAAGAGAAAAUAAAGCAACUUGUAUUAAUUUCA
Molecule: messenger RNA, 4476 nt
Organism: Paramormyrops kingsleyae
Lineage: Eukaryota; Metazoa; Chordata; Actinopteri; Osteoglossiformes; Mormyridae
Source: RefSeq, a predicted model, not a curated record